AUGGAGAUCCGACCAGACAGGUUUAAGGCGGUUGCAGCCAAGAAUCUGGGAAAGAUACACAGAAUCCUAGAAAAGCGUCAGCCCAAUGGCGAGACCAUCGAGCUUUCGGCCGAGGGCCGCCCAGAGCUUGUGGAGGAGAAGGAGAUGCCCGUGGUGGACUGCACCUGCUUCGGCCUUCCCCGUCGCUACAUCAUCGCCAUCCUCUCAGGCCUGGGCUUCUGCAUCUCCUUCGGCAUCCGCUGCAACCUGGGCGUGGCCAUCGUCAGCAUGGUCAACGACCACACCGUCUGGAAGGGCAACAAGGAGGUCCUGGUGGCAGCACAGUUCAGCUGGGAUCCAGAGACCGUGGGGAUGAUCCACGGGUCCUUCUUCUGGGGAUACAUCGUCACACAGAUUCCCGGAGGUUUUAUAUGUCAAAAAUAUAAAGCUAACAAAGUGUUUGGCUUCGCCAUAGUGGCCACAUCCACUCUCAACAUGCUGAUUCCAUCUGCUGCUCGUACACACUACAGCUGUGUCAUACUAGUCAGGAUAUGCCAAGGCCUCGUCGAGGGCGUAUCUUACCCAGCAUGCCAUGGGAUCUGGGCCAAAUGGGCCCCGCCUCUAGAGAGAAGUCGACUGGCCACAACAGCAUUCUGUGGUUCCUAUGCGGGAGCUGUGGUGGCCAUGCCUCUUGCUGGGGUGUUGGUUCAGUAUGUAGGGUGGCCUUCAGUCUUCUACGUCUAUGGCAGUUUUGGGAUAGCAUGGUAUCUGUUCUGGAUCCUGGUGUCGUAUGAAAGCCCGGCAGCCCACCCCACUAUCACCCCUGAGGAGAGGAAGUACAUCGAGGAGGCCAUCGGAGAGUCAACAGGUUUUGCCAAUCCUCUACAGAAAUUCAAAACCCCGUGGAGAGCAUUCUUCACGUCCAUGCCGGUGUACGCCAUUAUCGUAGCCAACUUCUGCAGGAGCUGGACUUUCUACCUGCUUCUCAUCAGCCAGCCGGCCUACUUCGAGGAAGUGUUUGGCUUUGAGAUCAGCAAGGUGGGGAUGGUGUCGGCCUUGCCACAUCUGGUGAUGACCAUCAUUGUGCCCAUCGGGGGACAGCUGGCCGACUACCUUAGAACACACAAAAUCAUGACCACCACCAACGUCAGGAAGCUCAUGAACUGUGGAGGGUUUGGAAUGGAGGCCACCUUCUUGCUGGUGGUGGGAUACUCUCACACCAAGGUCAUGGCCAUCUCCUUUUUAGUCAUCGCUGUGGGCUUCAGUGGAUUUGCCAUCUCAGGUUUCAACGUGAAUCACUUGGAUAUUGCUCCCCGCUAUGCCAGCAUUUUGAUGGGCAUUUCCAACGGAGUGGGCACCUUGUCGGGUAUGGUGUGCCCUCUUAUAGUGGGCGCCAUGACCAAACACAAGACACGUGAAGAUUGGCAGGGUGUCUUCCUCAUCGCUUCAGUUGUUCACUAUGGUGGAGUGAUUUUCUAUGGCAUCUUUGCGUCAGGGGAGAAGCAGCCGUGGGCGGACCAGGAGGACACUAGCGAUGAGAAGUGUGGCAUCAUCGACGAGGACGAACUGGCCAAUGAGACGGAAGAGAUGUACCGCACAGGCGGAGGGGGGCAGUACGGAGCCAUGAGCCAGCCAACAGCGGGCCCCAACGGAGGAGGGGGGGCUGGGGGCGGGGCAGGGUGGGUCCAGGACUGGGAGAAGACGGAGGAAUAUGUUCAACCUCCUGGGUACAACCAGUAUCUCUACAGAGGGGAGGGAGAGAGGGAGCUCACAUAA
Molecule: messenger RNA, 1755 nt
Organism: Salvelinus namaycush (lake trout)
Lineage: Eukaryota; Metazoa; Chordata; Actinopteri; Salmoniformes; Salmonidae
Gene: slc17a7a
Product: solute carrier family 17 member 7a
Exons: 13
Coding region: 1-1755 (584 amino acids)
Biological process (GO): regulation of synapse structure or activity; monoatomic anion transport; neurotransmitter loading into synaptic vesicle
Cellular component (GO): excitatory synapse; synaptic vesicle membrane
Molecular function (GO): neurotransmitter transmembrane transporter activity; L-glutamate transmembrane transporter activity
Source: RefSeq, a predicted model, not a curated record